Molecule: messenger RNA, 1545 nt
Organism: Aspergillus heteromorphus CBS 117.55
Lineage: Eukaryota; Fungi; Ascomycota; Eurotiomycetes; Eurotiales; Aspergillaceae
Product: MFS transporter
Exons: 2
Coding region: 1-1545 (514 amino acids)
Biological process (GO): transmembrane transport
Cellular component (GO): membrane
Molecular function (GO): transmembrane transporter activity
Source: RefSeq, a predicted model, not a curated record
AUGUCUGAAGACACAGAAUUCAAGCAAGAGUGGGCUGCUUCAGCUGGGAACCACCAAGAUGCCCUCGCCAAGACACCGACUCAACUAGAUCAGCCCAAGUCACUCGUCAAUGAAAUUGCAUUCGUCGGAGUUGUCUGCGCUGCUCAACUCAUGACACAAGCCGGACUCUCCUUGGCCAUUGCACCACUGCACAUCAUCAGCAAAACCUUCAAUGCCAGUGCCAAAGAGCUUACGUGGGCCUCCGCCGCCUAUAGUUUAACCGUGGGGACAUUCAUCCUCGUGGCAGGGAGACUGGGCGACGUGUAUGGCCAUCGACUCCUCUUCAUCAUCGGAUUUUCUUGGUUCGGGCUAUGGUCUAUACUGGCAGGAUUCUCGGCCUGGUCAAACUUGGUUUUCUUCAAUUUUUGCCGGGCGUUUCAGGGGAUUGGACCCGCGUUGCUUCUGCCUAAUGCCGUCGCUAUCCUGGGGCACACUUAUGCCCCUGGUCCGCGGAAGAACAUGGUUUUCAGUUUCUUCGGGGCAACUGCCCCGGGAGGAUACAGCCUCGGUGCAACAUUCUCGUCCCUGUUUGCCGAGAGGGUGUGGUGGCCUUGGGGAUAUUGGGUCAUGGGGAUCGCGUGCUUCAUGUUCGCCGGUCUUGGCAUUCUUGUGAUCCCUCGGACAUCAGAGGAAGAAACGCAAGAAACGCAAAAUGACAACCUCCAUUGGUUUGUUCGCUUGGAUGUGGUCGGUGCGACGACUGGUAUCACGGCCCUCGUGCUCAUCAAUUUCGCAUGGAAUCAGGGCCCAGUCAUCGGAUGGACCAUGCCAUACACAUAUGCUCUACUGAUUGUUGGAUUCAUCGUCCUCGCCGGAUUCCUGAUUAUCGAGCGCAAGGUCACCUGCCCACUGCUUCCCCAAUCAGUGUUUAAAGGAGAGGUCGCGUGGGUUCUGGGGUGCAUCUCCGCCGGAUGGUCCAGCUUCGGCAUUCUGGUGUAUUACUACUACCAGUUUCUCGAAGUGAUCGAUGGCAAUUCUCCGCUUUUGGCAACCGCAAAAUGGGCAGGGGCAUCUGCUUCUGGGGCCUGUGCUGCGGUGACCACUGGGUUUCUCUUGGGGCGCAUAUCCCCGAGUAUCAUCAUCUUUAUCGCGAUGCUCGCUUUCACGAUUGGGCAGAUAAUGCUGGCCACAAUGACAGUGGGCCAGACGUACUACGCGCAGGCAUUUGUGCUCAUGCUAGUCACGCCAUGGGGAAUGGAUAUGUCGUUUCCCUCGGGAACAGUGAUUAUGAGCAACUCCAUGCCACGAGAACAUCAGGGUGUCGCUGGCUCGCUUGUGAACACGGUUGUAAAUUACUCCAUUUCCCUCGGCCUCGGCUUCGCCGGGACUGUGGAGUCAUAUGUGAACGAUGACGGGAAUGACAUUCUGAAAGGUUAUAGAGGGGCCUCGUACAUGGGUGUCGGCCUGGCUGGCUUGGGUGUCAUUCUCGCCAGCUGUUUUAUACUCAUCAGUUGGGUGAGGCGCGAGAGAAACCCUAAAGAUGUCCAAUCGGUACAGACUGUUUGA